UUCUUCAUUUGGAAACAUGGGGGUGUCAGGCAUUGGACGAGUGGGUUUUGGAAUGGGCAGAUUUUCAGCUCCAUUCCUGAAAGAAGAUUGUAUAAUUUCAGCUAUGAAUCUGAUGAAAAUGGGAGCUAUUUCAGAUACCUUGUCAAGGAUAAUUCUGUUAUUUCAAGGCUAGUGAUGGAUGUUUCUGGCCAAAUCCAGCUAUUCACAUGGUCAGAGGUAACCCACGCAUGGAGCAAAUUAUGGUCUCAACCAAGAGGAGUAUGCGACUUUUAUGCCUACUGUGGGCCAAACGGUGCUUGCGACGAUCACUCAUCAUCAUCAUGCAAUUGUUUGAAUGGGUUUGAGCCUCGUUCACCUAGAGAAUGGGAAUCAAAAGUGUGGUCUGCUGGGUGCAUGAGGCGAACACCGUUGAGGUGUGGUGAUGGGGAUGGGUUCAUGUUGAUGAAGAAGAUGAGAUUGCCAGCUCCCUCACAUUCCCUCCCAGAUUCGAGCCUACAGCUCAAAGAUUGUAAGGCUACAUGUAGGAGUGAUUGUUCAUGUACCGCUUAUGCUUCUGUUAAUGAGAACGGCACUGGAUGUCAUCUUUGGCACAAGGAGCUGACAGGUCUUCAAGAAAACAACAGCAGUGGGCAAGAUAUUUAUGUUCGUCUAGCAGAUUUCGAACUGGAUGAUGGAAGCAAGAGACGUCUAUGGAUAAUCGCUCCAGUUAUAAUCCCUUCGAUGCUUCUUGUAUUUGGCAGCAUCAUUUGUUAUUUCUGGAGGAGAGUGCUCGUCCGGCGUAGAACAGAGCUAAGACAUAAAGCCAAGAGAGAAACAAGAGUGGCCGAAUCACUGCUAGAUUUAGGCAUUAACAUGUCCACUAUCAACAAAUCUCUGCAAGGUGGGAAGGACAGCUACGACUUUCAAGUAUUCAAUUUCGCUACUAUUUCAGCUGCUACAGGUUACUUCUCCGUCACAAAUAAGCUAGGAGAGGGAGGUUUCGGACCUGUUUACAAGGCAUGGGAGCUGUGGACGAAUGGAAGGGGCUCUGAGUUGAUAGACCCAACGCUGAACGAUUUAUCUCCCAUAGGGGAAAUCACAAGAUGCAUCCACAUGGGACUUUUGUGUGUGCAAGAAAGUGCAAAGGAUCGGCCCACCAUGUCAAAUGUGGCCGCUUUGCUUAGCAAUGAAACUGCGACUCUGCCCACUCCAAAACGACCCGCAUUUUCUUUAGGGAAAAACUCAUCAAUAACAAUUCCAGGAUCUUGUUCAGUCAAUCUGAUGACGAUAUCUGUGAUGGAAGCUAGAUAAAGGCCUGAUUUGUUUUAAAGACAUUUUCUAUUUUAUUUUAUACAAAAUUACUUCA
Messenger RNA from Magnolia sinica, 1345 nucleotides. RefSeq names its product receptor-like serine/threonine-protein kinase SD1-7. Bases 175 to 1290 code for a protein of 371 amino acids. Gene Ontology annotation, biological process: recognition of pollen. The record is from RefSeq and is a predicted model, not a curated record. Lineage: Eukaryota; Viridiplantae; Streptophyta; Magnoliopsida; Magnoliales; Magnoliaceae. Gene Ontology annotation, molecular function: protein serine/threonine kinase activity. The transcript has 4 exons.